Molecule: messenger RNA, 2022 nt
Organism: Peronospora matthiolae
Lineage: Eukaryota; Oomycota; Peronosporomycetes; Peronosporales; Peronosporaceae
Source: the annotation of a GenBank genome assembly
AUGUGGAACGUGCGUCUGCGAGGGCCUCGAGGGAAGCAGAUGGUGCUGACGAUCGACCCAAGUGCGCGUUUCAAGACGUUCGCAGAUCUCGCUGCCAAUGAUUUGGGGCUGAAAGCUACGGACCAACUGACGUUCCGAAGGGGAUUUCCACCUCGAGUUAUUGACGUGGACGGCUCAGCGCUUGUGAAGGACGUCGUGGUGAACAACGAUACGAUUGUAGUGGACACGAGCUCUACUGCAGUGGCCGCUGGACGAGGUGUUUCUGUACCGGUAACGACGAAAACGAAGCGAGUGGAUGCAAAGAAGAAAGUUGCAGGAAAAGCACCGACGGGUGGCGCACAGACGCUCAAGCGGCCGGUGAGUGGAACGAAAAAGACGCCUUCGAGGUGGAAAGUCGCAGGUACGGGGCACCAACUUGGGACGUCGUUGGACGAUGAAUCAUCUGCUACUGUGGAGACGGAACGAGACGAUGAACGGGACGACGAGCGACAACGGACAUACCGGCGCAUUCGAGCGAUUAAUCUCACUUCGAAAGAGGACGUGGAGACGAGUCUAGUUAAUGCUGUGAGUGGCCAGUCCAACGAUCGGAAAGCAAAGUUCUUUCGUGCUGCCACGAAGAAUGCGGUGGAGCAUCAGUAUGAACUGACGCUAGCUACUGCGAGGCUGAACGCAGCGUUGGGUCACAAUUUUGAAAUCGAAGAGCUGGCAACAAGUCGACGUGCCGAUGGCAGCGCGGCUACAUUGCGUGUGCGUUUCAAGGAGACAGCACGCAAGUGGAAGAAAGAGACUGUGGAUCUGCUUCAGAAGGACGAACUGCAGGCAAUUGUGAAGUAUGUGUUGCUAUCGGGCGGUGAGACUGGGCGUGAGAUGCUGAAGCCGUUUAACAUGGCACAAGUAUCCACCAGGGUUUUUUGGAGCAUUGCACGUUUGUAUGAUGGAGACGUGGCUGUUGGCUUAGCUGACCUUGUGCCGGAUGAAGACUGGUCAUUUUUAGACAUUCGUACACGACUGAUGUCCGCGAAGGCUAUGGAAGCAAAAGCGAACGAAGAGUACUAUACCUCGUGGAAGCAAAGCCGUGCCAAGGAAAAUGGAUCGACUUCUCAGCAGCCGGAGAGAAAGCAGGGAACAAAAAGAAGCAGACCUGGUUUAGCUGAUGAGCAGAAGUCAGAAGUGGGCAAAAUCGACCCGGAUGUUGACAAGGAGGUCAAGCGAGAGGCUGCGGAAUCGAAGUGUGCUCAGACAAUCUCAGCUCUCUCGGAGAAGGAAGCAACUCCUGGCACUCUGCGGAGUGCAGCAGCACAAGCAGCGCUAUCUCGAUAUGAUCGAAGCUCGCAGACAAGCGCCGCUGUAGCUGCGUUUCUCAACGAGGAGGGCCCCACUGAAGAAUGCUCGAGGAAGCAAGUUGUGGCCGAGGACGGAAAGGAAAUGGUGUCUGAGGACGAGGUGGAAGAAGCUAUCACGGUGUACUGUGACUCUUGUCGAAAAGCGCGCAUUCUUUCUCCUGGCGAGGCAGGCAAGGUAAAGCUUGACAACGAUCCUUGGAGCUGCUCCUAUUUAGCAAAGAUCGGACGUCGUGGCGGAUGUGACGAGGUCGACGAUGAAGUAGCUCAACUCACCGGCGCUUCGAUUGCAACAUGGCUCCAAAAGGUGGCUGUCACAACCCGGCAAGAGUUAGCAGACACCUCUGUGGAUAGCGCUAUGCAUUCUCUCGUGAAUCCGUCCGACCCGUCAGCUCAGGUAGUGCGGGAAAAGCUCGAAAAGCUGAUCGACGAGGCGCGUCUCGACGAGAUCAAUGACUGGAUGGCGGAACUUGUCGGCGGAACGGAUUUGGUGCAACGUCUCGAGACCCAAAAGCUCGGCACCCCGGCCGAUCUUGUUGCAACACCGAGUGACUUAGUCCUUGAAGCUGCUAGCAACACACAUACAAUCAACAUGUCAAUCGAUAUAGUCAGCUCCUGGCAAACGCGGGCUCAGAAGUUGGUGGACGAGCACCCGUGGCUGGCAGACUGGCGGACGUUGUAG